Zymoseptoria tritici IPO323 is the source of this 330-nucleotide messenger RNA. RefSeq lists its product as uncharacterized. The record is from RefSeq and is a predicted model, not a curated record. The coding region runs from base 1 to 330 and encodes 109 amino acids. The transcript has a single exon. Lineage: Eukaryota; Fungi; Ascomycota; Dothideomycetes; Mycosphaerellales; Mycosphaerellaceae. Gene Ontology annotation, molecular function: protein binding.
AUGUCGUUGAUCGACGACGGCAGGAACAGCAGCAACACCACGACAAUCAAACCCUCCGAUCCAUUCGCCCUACCACCGCCGGACGUCUUACGCGACCUCGCGCGCAAGCAAGAUGAACGGGCAAAAGCUAUUCGAGAACGACGACGGCAUGAGGUAGGAGGUGUGCAUGGCAAGGUUGAUGAGGAGACGCAGGCGGCGCAGAUUAUUCAGAGGAAUUAUCGGGGUCAUCGGGAUCGAAGAGCACUGAAGGGAUGCGGAUUGGAUCCUUCAACGAGAUGGUUAGAGAUCGUGAAAGAGAGUAAGGCAUUUGCCAGUGAUGAGCAGGGUUGA